GUGUUCGGAAGCGGAAACACUGCGGGUUUCGUUUUAGUGCUUUCCAAUAAGUGUCACUGGCUCCCGACAGGGCUCAGACGUUUUCGGUAGAGAAUGUUUGCUUUCUCUUCUACGAAGAGGGUAGCACUGGUUUUGUGACGUAGUUUGUGCUUCUUUUGUUUUCAUCUCUUGCGUGUUGCUUUUUAAAUUAGUAAAGCAACGUUUUAACGACCUCUUCAAGUGCCCGAACACACUCACCCCGCACGCGCGUAUAGUGGAAUGUGCUUUUAUGCGGUGUUUUAACCAGAAGCCAAAAGACCAAGUGGAAAGGGGAAAAGAUCGCGAUCGUUCCUGUCAGUUGACCAUGUACAUUAAAUCUGGCCACCGUUUUCUCAGCGAUAAAGGUCAAAUCAUUUUCCCCGGACCACCGACCCGUUCGCCUGCGCUGUACUAUCAGACGAGCACCGUGCCCGCGACCACAACCAGCACGACGACCACGAUGGCUACCCCGCCCGGAGGUGUUAGUGAUGAGAAUGGAAACUACAUAGUGCCCGACAUGUGGCAGAGCAAAUCGACUACCGGAUCGGACAUGCUGUCGGAUAAGAUCCAGAUGUUCUACAUCUACAUCACCGUCACGAUUACGUCCGUCUUCAUUAUAGUUGUGCUCGGGAUUUUCGGCUACAUGUGCUACAAGAGGAAAGGAUUCCAAAACAUCGAUGGCCCACAGUCGCCCAUCGAAACUACGCGGCGAAGAAGCAGCACCCACCGAUCCACUCGAAGGUACUCGCGUAACAUGUCCAAGGAGAGGGAAGCCGCCGCUUCCGCCACUACCACCGAAGACAACCCGGGACAAACGUUGCUGCGGUAAACCAGGCGAUUAGGAAGCGAUUUUUCUAUUUGUUCAUAUUUUUACAAACGACGGUCGCCUUUUUCGCACAGCAGUUUCGUGCGAUGUAAAUUAUCUAGUUGAGGGACAAAUUAUACUAUUCUAGACGAUGCAAUAAAUUAGUGAUAUUUUACGCCAA
Molecule: messenger RNA, 1004 nt
Organism: Anopheles merus
Lineage: Eukaryota; Metazoa; Arthropoda; Insecta; Diptera; Culicidae
Exons: 3
Coding region: 269-847 (192 amino acids)
Source: RefSeq, a predicted model, not a curated record